Messenger RNA from Mizuhopecten yessoensis (Yesso scallop), 2978 nucleotides. RefSeq lists its product as uncharacterized. The transcript is spliced from 4 exons. Gene Ontology annotation, molecular function: calcium ion binding. Bases 273 to 614 code for a protein of 113 amino acids. Lineage: Eukaryota; Metazoa; Mollusca; Bivalvia; Pectinida; Pectinidae. The record is from RefSeq and is a predicted model, not a curated record.
AAUGUUUUGGAAACUUCUGAUUAACGUCUACGAGAACAAUAUAUUAUUCGGGUCACGUGACACACUUUUUGACCAUUAGUUAUGAAACGAUCAAAAACGAUUGGACAUUUCAGCCGAGAGACCUGUACUUAUAUAAAGGGACAAGAUGUGAAGAUUUGUCAAACGGAGCACAAACAGCGAACUAUACAGACUACAGUGGAACGACUUACCUGCAACUCACUAUCUGUAUCACCUGUGUCAUCUACGCUUAACAGAUUAAUACACAUUACGAUAUGAUGCUCCGUCUCAUCUUAGUUACCUGUAUGACGUCGUCAGUUCUCUCGAUCCCUCUCCAUCAACUCUUCAGGAGAAGUCUCGUGAAGCGUUAUGGAAAUGAACAUUACGAAUCUCUGGUGAACAUCAUGGCGGAUCAGAUGAUUAAUAGCGUGGGAGGGGAAGCGUUAACGGAACAGGAAACAAAGAUUCAACUUCUAGCUCACGGCAUCAAUAACGAUACAGCCAUUCGACUCGCUGAUCACUUCUUCAGCUGCUGUGACAAUGAUUCCGAUCGCCGGUUAAGCCACCAAGAACUCCGACAAGCCAUGCACGAGUUCAGUAUCCUGAUCCUCCCUUGAUGUAGCUUGAGAGUGUUUGCCCGGAAUUUCUCAACAUUCCAUUCGACAAUUCCUUUGUCCGACGCAUGCGCAAAUACAAGCUUGGAGCAUAUGUCCAUAUUUUGUUCCCGUUGUACUUGACGCCACCAUGCAAAACAAUGCAGCUUUGGUCACCACAGAACUGGACUCUGUUUUUCCACUUGAAUUAUCUCCCCUUGUGGAGAUCACCGUUGAUACGGAAAAACAGAUCCGGCCCAUUUUAGUGUCUUUUUUGUCGUUUGUUGUACAGACUACCAAGCACGUGACAUUGUAACGUUUGCAUAACUUGCUUUGCUUGUACUGUCCCCGACAAACCCUGAGGAUCAACAUAUCCGCAGAUAUGUCGGCAUCUGUAAUGGUUGUCUGAUUUAUUCGACUGUUUCAUAGUCAGACGGGUGUUGGAUUUAUAUUAUUUAACUGAAUAUCAUUCGUACAUUUCCGUCACUUUCCGUGAUGUUUACGGAAAAACCACAAAUUGGUAAUCUUUUCAAAGCAGUGAAACUUUCUGAUGAGAUGGAAAAUUGUAACAUUUUGAGAAGGGUUUCAUGUUAUAUUUGAAUAUUUUUGGUCAAAUAUCGGUCAAUCCAUGCCAAGCGUAAACGUUACGGAAUCAGCCGACAAUUGCCGAUUGUUUGGCCCUAUAAUACGGGUGAUUCAUGCUCAUUUUUUUUCAUUAAUUGUUUUUUUCUUCUUCAUUUUUUUAGAGAAAAGUAUAUUGGGUUGUGUUUGUUUUUGUUGAAUCAGCGAUGUAGAAUUAACGAUAGAAUCAGACUGAUUCCUGAACAGCUUUGUAUAGUAACCGUUUGUAUCACUUCUUAAGUUCAACUCGUCAGAUGUUGAAUGUAUGUCACUUUGACGUUCAUAUUUGCACCACGCAAUUUGUAAUAAAAACACAUAAAAACCAAAUUAUUGACUCAAUAUAUAAAAUAAAUCGAAUAUCCAAAACUUUAAUAUAAAUAUUUACAGACCCGUUUAUCUUAAUUGCCGAUCCAAUAUUGGCCAAUAGAUUUAACUUUGAUGUUUCUAUUACAAAUUGCUUGCAACAAUACAUUGAGGCUCAUGUUUAACCGAUUUGUGAUUCCAAAACUAUCGUUUCGUACGGGAAAAGGUCAUUUUUUUAUAAGCUGGCAUAUUUCUUUAGCAGUUUAUUAUUUGUUAUAAUCUUAUCUGAUUAUGAUUAUUAUUGUUUGCCGUUGAUGACUCAGACCUCUGUUGGUAUAACGAGGGCAAUGUAGCAGGAACUUUGAUUCGUUCUCGGAAACACUUAUUUACAGUAUCUAUGGGAAAAUCCUGUUUUUAUGUGGUACUCAUGUUACUAGUUGAAAUAUCCGUGAACAUAAUCUCGGACGAAUCGGAUUUCAAGGUACAGGAUACCACUUUAUCCGUUGUUAUCGCAAAGAAUAGUUUCAGUCAGAGUUUGUUUACUUAGAGUAAUCUCCCUUUUAUGUAGAAGAUGAAGCAACCAAAAGGAUUUUUCUGGUUAGAGUAACUUCCCUUGUCAAGUUUUCCAUGUGCUUUGAGGCCCACUGCUAGAAUAAUUCCUGUAUGCAACAUUGGCGAGGUGUAGGCUUUGUAAAGUUAAGAUCACGAGUCCGACCGCUACUGUUUAUUUUUUUAAUUUCUAUUUUCAAACUUUCAAAUUUCAAACUACAAUUCUGUGAAAUGUAUCACAACAUUUCAUUUUUAUGGAGUAUUUCUUUCGAAAUGGACUUAAAGAAAUAAUCCACAGUAGUGACAAGUAUAUAGUCUUACUUGUUGAUUCUUUUUACCUUAAUCAAAUAUUCAAAUCGUGAUAGACAUCAGAUCCGAAACCAUGGUAUUUGUCCUGUUCAUGUGAUUUUCAUAAAAUCUCCGCGUUCUUACAGCGGUCAGACACGGUCAGAAAAGUACCUAUCGACAGACAUAAUGGGUCAGAACGAUGAACCUGUCACAUUGUAUUUCAUUAAUUAAUAUCUAUUCAUUAAUAUCUUUAUUCCACCAUAAAUUUCGUCUAAUACAUUAUCAUAUCGUAAAGGAGCGAGUUGUAGAAAUAGCGUGUUCAUUCAUUCAGGGAACGAAACUGAAAAUCAGUGAAUUCACAAAUUUCCGUUUGCAGAGUGUAAGAAGAUUUCAGCUGUUUGCUGCUUUUUAUUGUUGUUUUUAUUUGUAAUUAUCAUGCGGGUUAUAGUUUUGUUUAUUUAUAAAAUGACAAGUACUCGACGAUUGUGUUAUUACUCGAUUGUUUAUGAUUGCCAAGUGACAAUAUGUAUUGUUGUUUUCGUUGAAAUUGUAUUGUUUUCUUCCAAUGUAAAUACGUUGGUGUUGAACUAAAUCAAUGUAAAUAAAAUGAAAUAUUUUGAAAUAUCU